AUGUCUUCGGAGCCGCUUUUUGGAUACACACAUCAAGAAGAUUGCAAUCUGAACUACGGACUCUGGAUGAAGACUGUGUCAAAGGCGAUCACGUCUUCGAAGAUACCUGUCGUCUCUUUCUCUCAUUUGAAAUUGGUGCAAAUGGCUUUGCCCGCCGUACGGAUGAUUUGUUGAUGGGCGAGAGACAAGGAGAGAUGGACGCGCAUCCAGCUGGUUGUAAGAAUGACCUAUAUCAGCCAGGAUACUGUCAUUGAAUUCAGUACCAUGGGCCAAAAUUUGGAAAUUUGCUGGAGAGGUGGGCCAAACUAGUGGCAUUGGGGCAUUGGGAAGUUGAUAAGGAGGGGGUAAUGGGUGGGUUAGAAAAGUUCAAGGGGGCGGAUACAGAGGAUUUUUACAAUAUGCAUCAAAUUUUGACGAACUGGUGA
Messenger RNA from Hymenoscyphus albidus, 425 nucleotides. The record is from the annotation of a GenBank genome assembly. NCBI's taxonomy places the organism in Eukaryota, Fungi, Ascomycota, Leotiomycetes, Helotiales, Helotiaceae.